Messenger RNA from Paramecium tetraurelia, 1332 nucleotides. RefSeq lists its product as uncharacterized. NCBI's taxonomy places the organism in Eukaryota, Ciliophora, Oligohymenophorea, Peniculida, Parameciidae. Gene Ontology annotation, molecular function: phosphatidylinositol N-acetylglucosaminyltransferase activity. Gene Ontology annotation, biological process: GPI anchor biosynthetic process. Gene Ontology annotation, cellular component: glycosylphosphatidylinositol-N-acetylglucosaminyltransferase (GPI-GnT) complex. The record is from RefSeq and is a predicted model, not a curated record. The transcript is spliced from 2 exons.
AUGGUUAACAUUUGUCUGAUAUGCGAUUUCUUCUAUCCAAGACUGGGAGGGGUUGAAAUGCACAUAUUCUAAUUGGGAUUGUGUUUAAUGGAAAGAGGUCACAAGGUCAUUAUCAUUACUCAUAAAUACGACAAUAGAGCUGGAGUUAGAUAUAUGACAAAUGGAUUGAAAGUAUAUUAUUGUCCUUUUGUCCCCGCACAUGAAUAAGUUGUGCUAUUCACAUAUAUGGGAAGUUUGGCAUUACUGAGACAAAUUUUACUCCGAGAAGAAAUCCAUGUUGUGCAUUCACACGCAGCCACUUCAUUCUUUGGAGGAGAAUUAUUAUUGCAUGCAAAAUCAUUAGGAUACAAAACUGUCUUUACCGAUCAUUCAUUAUUUGCAUUUAACGAUGCUGCUUCAUUUCAUGUUAACAAAAUAUUGAAAUUCAUUUUGAGCGAGGUGGAUCAUGCGGUUUCUGUAUCUCAUAUAAGCAAAGAAAAUCUAAGUAUGAGAGCAUCCUUAGAUCCUAGAAACAUAAGUGUAAUUCCUAAUGCAGUAGAUUGCAGCAGAUUCAAACCUGAUCCAUCUAAAAGGUAUCCGCUCAAUACUGUCAAUAUUGUUGUUAUAAGCAGAUUGACUUUUCGAAAAGGAGUUGAUCUAUUAGUAGAUGUUGUACCAACAAUCUGCAAGAGGUUCCCUUAAGUCUAUUUCAUCAUUGGGGGUGAUGGACCUAAGAAAAAAAUUAUUGAAGAAAGCAUAAGAAAACAUGGAUUGACAGAUAGAGUGGAAAUGUUAGGAUCGGUACCAGGACAUAAAGUAAGAGAGGUACUUGUUAGAGGUCAUAUUUUUUUGAAUACUUCAUUAACCGAAGCAUUUUGUAUUGCUAUUGUUGAAGCUGCCUCUUGUGGCUUGUUUGUUGUUUCAACUAAUGUUGGCGGAGUAGUUGAGGUGUUACCUAAAAACAUGGUCAAUUUUGCAAAGCCUGAUCCAGAUGACAUCUGUGAGAAGUUGGCGGUAGCCAUUCCUAUUGCUAAGAAUGUACCAUCUCAUUAAUACCACGAACAAGUUGCCAAGAUGUACAGUUGGCAUAUGGUGGCUGAAAGGACUGAGACGGUUUACAAUAAAAUUUUAUCAUCGCCUUAUCCAUCUAUAUUGGGUAGAAUAAAGGCAUGCUAAAGUAAUGGUCCCUUCUUUGGAUUAUAUUUAUUGAUAUUACUCAUCAUUGACUACAUUGCCAUAUUUAUUCUAGAUUUGAUAUUUCCAUUUAAGAACUUAUCUAAGCCUCUCAAAUUCAAUCCAGAAUAUAGAGUGAAUAAAGAAAAAUAUGGUGAUCAUUAAUUUAAAGUAAAUUGA